AGGAAAUCUGCAAGCUCGGAAGCGAGGAGCGGCGAGCCGAGCCAAGAGGAGAGGCGGCUCCCAUCCCCAGCGCCUGCCCCCGCCUACACCCUGGGCGGGCUGAAGUGUCACGUUUGCGAUCGCUUAGAAGGACCCGGCUGGUCUCCGAAGGCGAGCCGGGCUGCGGUUUCUGCUGCUCGUCUGGGGAGGCGAUGCCCAGGGGUUAUGCUGACUGCUAGGCAGCACCCUGCCGGGAGCCGACUGCCUUAGCUCUCCCAGUCCCCUGAAGCCAUCCCGGGGUCGCGCGUUUCCGGUGCGGACCAGCCAGCUCUCCCCAGCCCUUCUCAUCAGAACAGAACCAUGGGGCAUCCCCCUCUGGAGUUCAGCGACUGCUACCUGGACAGCCCCAAUUUCCGCGAGAGGCUCAAGUGUUAUGAGCAGGAGCUGGAGAGGACCAAUAAAUUCAUCAAAGACGUGAUCAAAGACGGCAACGCGCUUAUCAGCGCAAUGAGAAAUUAUUCUUCAGCUGUUCAGAAAUUUUCCCAGACGCUGCAGUCCUUUCAGUUUGAUUUUAUUGGAGACACUCUGACCGAUGAUGAGAUUAACAUUGCUGAAUCCUUCAAGGAAUUUGCUGAAUUACUCAAUGAAGUUGAAAAUGAAAGGAUGAUGAUGGUACACAAUGCUAGUGAUUUGCUGAUCAAACCCCUGGAAAAAUUUCGGAAGGAGCAAAUAGGCUUCACCAAGGAGCGGAAAAAGAAAUUUGAAAAGGAUGGUGAGAGGUUUUAUUCUUUGCUGGAUCGGCACAUACAUCUGUCUUCCAAAAAGAAAGAAUCUCAGUUACAAGAGGCAGACCUGCAAGUGGACAAGGAGAGGCACGUUUUUUUUGAGUCCUCCCUUGAUUAUGUUUAUCAAAUCCAGGAAGUUCAGGAGUCCAAGAAGUUCAAUAUUGUGGAGCCGGUCUUGGCCUUUCUCCAUAGCCUCUUCAUUUCCAACAACUUGACUGUGGAGCUCACACAAGAUUUCCUCCCAUACAAACAAAAGCUCCAGCUCAGUUUGCAGAAUACAAGAAAUCAUUUCUCCAGUACCCGAGAAGAGAUGGAAGAACUUAAGAAAAGGAUGAAAGAGGCUCCCCAGACUUGCAAACUUCCAGGACAGCCAACCAUUGAAGGCUAUCUCUAUACCCAAGAGAAAUGGGCUUUGGGAAUAUCCUGGGUGAAAUACUACUGCCAAUAUGAGAAAGAGACCAGAACACUCACCAUGACGCCAAUGGAGCAGAAGCCGGGUGCUAAGCAGGGACCCUUGGACUUAACCCUGAAGUACUGCGUGAGGAGGAAGACGGAGUCUAUUGACAAGAGGUUCUGUUUUGAUAUAGAAACGAAUGAAAGGCAAGGAACCAUCACUCUACAGGCCCUUUCAGAAGCUAACAGAAGGCUAUGGAUGGAGGCCAUGGAUGGGAAAGAGCCUAUCUACCACAGUCCCAUAACGAAACAGGAAGAAAUGGAGCUGAACGAAGUGGGCUUCAAGUUUGUUAGAAAAUGUAUCAAUGUCAUUGAGACCAAAGGGAUCAAGACAGAGGGAUUAUACCGUACCGUGGGGAGCAAUAUUCAGGUUCAGAAGCUGCUGAAUGCGUUUUUUGAUCCUAAAUGCCCAGGAGAUGUUGAUUUUCAUAAUAGUGACUGGGACAUUAAGACAAUCACCAGCUCCUUGAAAUUCUACCUGAGGAAUCUUUCUGAACCUGUCAUGACCUAUAGACUACAUAAAGAGCUGGUCUCUGCUGCCAAAUCUGACAACCUGGAUUACCGGCUGGGAGCUAUUCACUCCUUGGUAUAUAAGCUACCAGAAAAGAACCGAGAGAUGUUGGAAAUUCUUAUAAGACACUUGGUCAAUGUGUGUGAGCACAGCAAAGAGAAUUUUAUGACCCCCUCCAACAUGGGGGUGAUCUUUGGUCCCACGCUGAUGAGAGCUCAGGAAGAUACUGUGGCUGCCAUGAUGAACAUCAAAUUCCAGAACAUUGUGGUAGAAAUCCUAAUUGAGCACUUUGUCAAGAUCUAUUCAGGUCCACCUGAGGAAAAUGCUGCACCCCCAGUGCCUCCACCUCGAGUUACAGCAAGAAGGCACAAACCAAUCACAAUUUCGAAGCGCUUGCUGCGGGAAAGGACCGUUUUCUAUACUUCUUCCUUGGAUGAAGGUGAAGACGCAGUUCAACAUCAAACACCCAACGGUACUAUCACCAACAGUAUAGAACCCCCCAAACCACCACAGUACCCCAACCUGCCUAUUCAGAAGAGUGGGGAACCUGAUCCUGGGAGGAAGUCCCCAAGCAGACUGGCUUCAGAUGGUAAAUUGGAGUCCUGCCCCGAGGUGGACGUGGGGAAAUUGGUGUCUAGGCUGCAGGAUGGAGGAGGGACCAAGGCCAUACCAAAGGCCACCAAUGGAUCUGUGUCAGGCUCUGGGCCCACCAAGGCCCCCUCUUUCCACAUCAAGAGACCAGCUCCUCGGCCCGCGGCUCAUCACAAGGAGGGAGACUCUGACAGUUUCAGCAAAGUACGGCCUCCAGGAGAAAAGCCAACCAUCAUCCGUCCCCCAGUGAGGCCUCCAGACCCUUUAUACCGGGCAGCUACUCCCCAGAAAACAGAAACAAAGCCAGAUAUCGUAGCUGGCAAUGUAGGGGAAAUCCCGUCGUCCGUGGUGGCUUCGAGGACCAGGUUCUUUGAGACAGCUUCCCGGAAAACAGGAAGUUCUCAAGGCAGACUUCCUGGAGAGGAGAGUUGAGGCUUCAGGUUUUAAAAGCCUUGGCUUCAGAAGACCCUUUCCAGAUUCUGGAAGGGUUUUCUCCACACCCUGUGUGCUGAGUCAUUUUGUGCUGAAGAGCAGCUCCUUCCUGGCCCUGCACCUUCAGGCUCUGAGAUGCUAUAAGUAGGGGGGCACAUGUCCUAGAACAGGUUUAUUUCUCCUUUGUAUUCUGCCUUUAUCCCCUCAGAAGGUAUAUCUUGAGCUCCUGUAAGACUGUGAAUGUCUGAACUCCUUCAAGCCAGACUCUGCAGAAACCAAGCUAUCCACUGACCUGAGCUGAAGAGGGGAGCUCAGUUCUCAACUGUUCCCUGAAUUUCCUGCCUCCUCAAAAGGACAUCGAACUCUGAAAGAUUUUGGGCUAACCACUGAUCUCAAAGGUCUAACCCUGAACUAAAAUCUACCGGGGUUGGGGCCAUUGCUUACCUUGGAAGCAGGGGACUAGGAACAUUCGCUAAACAUUGGAGAAUCAUAACACAUCUCUUUCUGAUGAUAUGGACCCUGGUGCCAGGUUGGAGCUCUGGCACUGUAAUAUAUUGCCAAGAAUCUGUCUGCUCCUGUGGGGCCAGACAGCGUGGGUGAUGCCCCCCACAAACCCUCCAUGUGGACUCAGGAAGGUGGCCUUCCUGCUCUUGCCUACAACCGCUUAAGACAAAUCUGCAAAGCACGUUUUGCAUGUCAAAGCCUAGGUCUGUUUGAAUUAUUCUUCUGCCUGUUUUGUCCUGACAGCUUCUUUUGCAAGCAAUCAAGAAAGAAAGAAAGAAAGAAAGAAAGAAAGAAAGAAAGAAAGAAAGAAAGAAGAAAAGCUGGAAACAGUUCUUUAAAGAAGAGAGAUGGUGUCCUGCAAGAGUUCCAUUUUGGGGUCAAACGCUGGGGAAAAAUGUUAAGAUGGAUUGAGGCCAGGCGGCUGUCACAUUGCAUCAUGUUUGCUUUCUGCAGUUAAUCUCUUUUAUCUCCUGAAAGAAGCAGUUUUGAACCCUGUGCCCGUGGAUUCAGGAAGUUCACGAAGCCUCUGAAAUGGUGUUCAGAAUUCCAUGACAAUGUGUCAUUUCUGGAGAAAUGUCCACAACAUUCUGCUGAAUUUCAAAUGGGCCUGCGACCCAAUAAAGUUUCACAGCCUUGAGAUAAAAGACUUUUUACAACCCAUAUAGCAUUUGAUUUGUAGGGCCUUGCAAAAUCAUUGAGUCUAUCUGCCUAGUUUACCACUGGGGAAACUGAGGCAGAGCACAUUAGCAGCCAUGCUUAAGGAAGAUCCUAGGUCCUUGGUCUCCUACUCAAGGUUCUUUCCAUUACACAACACUUACCUAGCAAGGGGUAUUAUGAUGGGUGCCUUUAGUGGUCAUCCUUUUGGGGGUUUGGCUUUUACCCUCUUUCUUGAUUGCCCACAUAUUUGCCACCAGAUGAAAAACUCCCAGAAAAAUCUCCUAGUCUUCCUCAUUUGCCAUCUAAACCAUUGGAAAGGAACUAAAACACAAUUGUUAGUGAGAAAUCUGAGGAGUAGACACUUCUAAUCCCUGUUUGUUAAAGGGGAGCUGCUAGAGCAGUUGUCAUUGCUUGUGUUCCCAGACAGAUGCCAAUGACACAAAACAGGUGCUCAGAGUAUCAGCCCCAAGGGUCCUUCAACUCUACUUUCUUUGGGCGACUAGUUUACCAGGAUUGAGAUAUCUGCUUCCAGUAGCAAACCACACACUGGGGAGGAUGAAUAGGCCUUUCAUCUGGGCGCUUCUUUGUUUCUAUCACAUGUGCACACUCAUUGCUUCAGCUGAGCCACAAAAGCCGUAUAUCA
This is a messenger RNA of Molossus molossus (Pallas's mastiff bat), 4555 nucleotides long. RefSeq names its product oligophrenin 1 (gene OPHN1). Gene Ontology annotation, biological process: signal transduction. The transcript has 25 exons. The coding region runs from base 340 to 2751 and encodes 803 amino acids. Gene Ontology annotation, cellular component: cytoplasm. The record is from RefSeq and is a predicted model, not a curated record. Lineage: Eukaryota; Metazoa; Chordata; Mammalia; Chiroptera; Molossidae. Gene Ontology annotation, molecular function: protein binding; GTPase activator activity.